Molecule: messenger RNA, 1836 nt
Organism: Microdochium trichocladiopsis
Lineage: Eukaryota; Fungi; Ascomycota; Sordariomycetes; Xylariales; Microdochiaceae
Product: nitrate assimilation regulatory protein nirA
Exons: 6
Coding region: 1-1836 (611 amino acids)
Biological process (GO): regulation of DNA-templated transcription
Molecular function (GO): zinc ion binding; DNA-binding transcription factor activity, RNA polymerase II-specific
Source: RefSeq, a predicted model, not a curated record
AUGGCGACGGGGCGUGCGAUCUGCGACGACGCUCGGCCACGAUGUACUCGGUGUGUAAAGGCGCGCGCAGAAUGCAAGUUCGUGAAGCUGGAAGAGCUCAAGAAACAACGAGCAGAGAAGGAGCUAGCAGCGCGGAACCAGUCCGUCAUAGACCUCCUGACUCGAGGCAGCGGAACCAACUCUGCACAGGCACUGAAGAGGAUCCGGGAGGCAGACAAUGCCGAAGAAGCCGUCAGUUCUCUGGCAGAAGCGCAGCUGCUUCUCGGCCUCCCCUUGGCAUCCCAUGAGACGGACUCUCCUUAUGAUGAUGCCCGCUUCAUGUUCGAAAGAGGAUACAUGACUUCGCCACGGGAAAGAUACCUGGAAAAGGACGUCUUCAUCGACAUAGCGACGCAAGACCUGCCCCUUUCGCGAUGGACGACAGUCUCGACCGAUGACCGAAUCAUGAACCAUCUGCUGCGGUUGUUCUUCACCUGGGACAAUAUUGUAGAGCGAACUGUCUAUCGACCUAUACUGGAAGAAGACAUCGCGACUGCGGAAUCGUUCUUCUCGGACAUAGAAGCUGGCCGAUUCUGCUCUCGGUUCUUGAUCAAUGCCCUACUCGCGGCCAGCUGUCUAUACACUCGGGAACCUUUAACCUUCAAGUACCUCGGAGACAAGCAGAGUAGAGGCAGGCGAUGGGCUGAUGAGGCCGAGGAAUUGUUGCGAGAAAUCUCGCGCCCCUCUAUCCCGCUGCUGCAGGGCCUGCUUGCCAUGUUCGUCUACGAAGGUAAUCUUGGCAGUGGAGAAAAGUCAUUGCCUUACUUCAUGCGGGCCAUGGAUGUCUACAGAGCACUCAACGUAGUGAAUCCUCUGCCACAACGCCGCCAUGACGUGGCCCAGGCGCGCCUCGAGCGAGAGAGGCAGGCCAUCUCCUGGUGCAUGUGGGGGUUCUAUUGCUGUGAGUGGCGAGGAUCCCACGCUUUGGGCAUGAGAAAGUGUGCUCGAAAGCCAAAAGUGGAGAAAGAGUGGCAGAAGCCAGAGUUUGCGCUGCGGCGAGAAGACUGCGUCGCCUAUUGGUGGUUUCCCUACCCGAUGUCCUUUGAUCCCCAGAGAUCGUUGCAGGUCGAGAUUCGGGAAGCAGAUGUGGCGCUCUCAGCCCUGGCAGAGCGAGCAGUAGACUUCGUUUACCCAGAUGAAGGUGGAUAUCCGCCAACGGCCAACCCACAGCUCGCUCUAGAGAUAUACGACGCCUUGGUCCAGUGGAAGUUUUCCCUGCCCACACGGCUCCGCUUGGAGGAAGCCACUCUACCCAGCGAAAUCCUGCUUCACGUAAGUCUCGAGCUCAUGCUGGUAUCCAUCUUGCGACCGUUUUGCCAGAUGACAAAAGAGCAGUUUGGCAGAUUCGAUCCCCGGGAGAAAUGCUUCGCACACGUUGCAAGCAUGAUGUCGGCCAUCUGGACGUUCCGCGCCUUUGCCCACUUACGCUUCGAGUACUGGCUCACGCAUCCCUUGGGGACUGGGGCGUUCAUUGUCUUGCAGGAAGCCAGCAAGAACGAUCCUAUCCACAUGGACACUCUGGUCCGCGCGUGCCAGUGCCUCCAUGAGAUGCGUGUCUCCCUGCCCUUGGCGACCGACGUGCUGAGCGGGAUCCGCGCUGCAUUCAAGCGCUCCAAGAUACUGGUGCCUGCAUACAUGGACAGAUACUUUGAAAUGAUCAGGCACAGGAAGGACGGGCUGAUGCAUCACGCCGUGGCUGCGCUGCUGCCAAACCCGCUCAUUGAUCGGACGGGUAAUGCAGCGGAGCUACAACUCCAGGAACUUCUCGAUGCGUUUGACGAUGUCGACAUCGAUUGA